AUGCCGCAGCAGGACUCCGGCGACGGCGGCGGCGGCGACGACCUGGGCGCGCCCGACGAGCUGCUGGCCUUCCAGGACGAGGGCGAGGAGCAGGACGACAAGAGCCGCGACAGCGCCGCGGGCCCCGAGCGGGACCUGGCCGAGCUCAAGUCGUCGCUCGUGAACGAGUCGGAGGGCGCGGCCGGCGGCGCGGGGGGCGCGGGGCCCGGCGCCCGGCUCCACGGCCCCGGCGAGGGCGAGGCUAUGGGCCGCGAGCACACUUCGCAGAGACUUUUUCCGGACAAACUUCCCGAGUCCCUGGAAGACGGCCUGAAGGCCCCGGCGUGUACCAGCGGCAUGUACAAAGAGACGGUCUACUCUGCCUUCAAUCUGCUCAUGCAGUACCCGCCUGCUUCGGGAGCGGGGCAGCACCCCCAGCCGCAGCCGCCACUGCACAACAAGGCCAGUCAGGCUCCCCAUGGUGCCCCCCAGCUCUCUCCUCUCUACGAACAUUUCAGCAGUCCACACCCCACGCCUGCACCUGCGGACAUCAGCCAGAAGCAAGGAGUUCACAGGCCACUGCAGACCCCUGACCUCUCUGGGUUCUACUCUCUGACCUCAGGCAGCAUGGGACAGCUCCCCCACACAGUGAGCUGGUUCACCCACCCCUCGUUGAUGCUGGGAUCUGGUGUGCCUGGUCACCCAGCAGCCAUUCCCCACCCGGCCAUUGUGCCCUCCUCAGGGAAGCAGGAGUUGCAGCCCUAUGACCGCAGCCUGAAGACACAGGCAGACUCCAAGGCGGAGAAGGAAGCCAAGAAGCCGACCAUCAAGAAGCCCCUCAACGCCUUCAUGCUCUACAUGAAGGAGAUGAGAGCCAAGGUCAUCGCCGAGUGCACACUCAAGGAGAGCGCUGCCAUCAACCAGAUCCUGGGCCGCAGGUGGCAUGCGUUGUCUCGGGAGGAGCAAGCCAAGUACUACGAGCUGGCCCGCAAGGAAAGGCAGCUGCACAUGCAGCUGUACCCGGGCUGGUCUGCGCGCGAUAACUACGGGAAGAAGAAGAGACGGUCAAGAGAGAAGCAUCCGGAGUCCACCGCAGAUCCUGGCUCGCCUAAGAAAUGUCGUGCUCGCUUUGGCCUCAACCAGCAGACGGAUUGGUGUGGUCCGUGCAGGAGGAAAAAGAAAUGCACUCGGUACUUACCCGGAGAAGGCCGCUGCCCCAGCCCCGUUCCUUCCGAUGACAGUGCUCUAGACUGCCCCCGGUCCCCAGCACCCCAGGACUCACCCUCAUACCUUCUGCUGCCCCACUUCCCCACAGAACUGCUUGCUAGCCCCGUGGAGCGGCACCAUCAUCCACAGGUCUCUCUGAAGCUCCCCGUCUCCCAGCCCCUGGGCCCUCUCAAGUCCCCCACAGCACUCUGCAGAGUGCACAGGUACAGCAACAGGAAUCUCAGAGACAGGCGGCCUAGUGUGCACAGGCACCUCCUCCUCCAGGGACCAGGCCCAGCCCAGGAGGAAGCAGUCCAAAUCACACAGUAAGCAGUGCUGAAGACCCCCAGGCUGCACUUCUUCCGGAAGACGACCCUCCGUCCAGGGGUGGGGAGGCCGCUGGUGCAGAUGUGCACCUGUCUCGUGCAGAGCACCCUGGUCCCCGGAUGCCUACAGCAGCCUGCACCUCUCCUCCCGUAUCAUUUGUCUUGCGAGCCAGCUGCCCCUGCUGCCCUUGGCUUUUCUGCUGUGGGUCAUAGACGGGCCGCACCGACCCUUCUCUGUCAGUGCCUCUUCUGCCCCCUGCAUGCCAGACACUUCCUGGACCAAGAGUGACCUAGUUUAUAAAGCAAACGUGAGCAUGCUCACAACCACAAAAGGCAAGAGAACACUGCUUCUCUUAAGGGAAUUGAGAGGCUGUGUUCACAAGAAAACCAGCAGCUGCUCAUGAGCUGGCCCAGAACCCUCUUACCUUACUCUCAGGAGCUUGCAAGAGGAGGGAAUGAGAUAGGUUAAAUUCAAGCCUCUGAGCCUAGGCAAAGGAGUAACCUGAGACUACCCUCCCUAUGCCAGGGGAGCAUGGGUGGAGGGGAGUGUCCAGCUCUAACUGAAAUUACUUCUUUUGGAAAUGGUUCCUGAGAGACACCAGCCUGAGGCCCUGAUUCCAAGGCCCAGGCACUAGGAGCCAACGUGCAGCUUCUGCUCAGUGCCAUUUCCAGCUCCCCCAUCAGUUCAGCCGGCCUCAGGCGGGCAGCUAGACUGAGAAGGCGAUUCCCAAACCUCCCCCACACACAGCCUAUCAUAGCACAGUGGCUUCAGUCUCACUUGGGCUGCAGCAGAGGCCAGGACAACAGAAGGAGCCAGAAAACCUCUACUAGUAGAUAUGGGUUUUCACUGCAGCCUACUAUAAGUUUUUGAGCCAAGCUUCAACCCUGAGCCUUGAAAAACAAGUUUGUUUGUUUUUUUUAAUUUAACCUGUUUUUGUGUUCUCACUGUACGUAGCCUGAAUCCAAAGAAAAAGGGCUGUCUGUCCUCCACACAUCCCUCAAGAAAAAAAACUUUAGUUCCUACUUUAGCCACUGUUUUCUCAGAAUCCAAAGCUCACAUUUGUAGUGUUACAAGAAGUCUUGAAAAGAGAAAGACCAAUGUAGUAUUCAAGAUAUUUUUGUAUUAAUGCAUUAUAAUAGAAAAACUUUUUUAAGCAUGGGAAUAAAGAUACUUUUUACUGGGUUGUUUUCAA
Molecule: messenger RNA, 2704 nt
Organism: Jaculus jaculus (lesser Egyptian jerboa)
Lineage: Eukaryota; Metazoa; Chordata; Mammalia; Rodentia; Dipodidae
Gene: Tcf7
Product: transcription factor 7
Biological process (GO): regulation of transcription by RNA polymerase II; canonical Wnt signaling pathway
Cellular component (GO): beta-catenin-TCF complex
Molecular function (GO): DNA-binding transcription factor activity, RNA polymerase II-specific; RNA polymerase II cis-regulatory region sequence-specific DNA binding
Source: RefSeq, a predicted model, not a curated record